Molecule: messenger RNA, 2493 nt
Organism: Octopus sinensis (East Asian common octopus)
Lineage: Eukaryota; Metazoa; Mollusca; Cephalopoda; Octopoda; Octopodidae
Product: regulator of G-protein signaling 4-like
Exons: 4
Coding region: 342-833 (163 amino acids)
Source: RefSeq, a predicted model, not a curated record
ACACAUACAUAUAUGAUAUGGGUGGGGUGAACACUGACUAAGGAUAAAUAAUGCUUAUCCAGUCUGUGCCACGUCUAUCCACUAAUCUUUAGAAAUAAAUAAAUAAACGCAAUUGACGACGGAUUAACCGUCAAAAAUAUAAAUAUCUGGCGAGUUUAACAAACAAACACAGUUGCCAAUACAAUCGUUUAAUUCUAUCGUAUACCGGAUCCCGGCUCGCGAAACUAUUUAAAGUCUUAAAGAAGAAUCUUCCGGUUUUCUCCAAUAUUUUUCCUAACGGUUCCGUGAGGAAAAGAAAAAAAGAAAAAGAAAAAUAGAACAACAGGAGCAAGAAGACGGAAAUGGUUAAUUGGUCAGAAAUGUUAAAUUUCAAAUUUAUUAAAAAAGACAGAGACAAUGAGCCAGAAAAUAUAUCAGACCAUGUACAAGAAAGUCCAAUUGAAAGUAAAGACAAAUACAAUAAAUGGAAAGAAUCCUUUGUAAGCAUGAUAAAUGAUGAGGAAGGUUUCAGUAUAUUUCGAGAAUACCUUUCUUCUCAAUACUGUGAUGAAAACUUAGAUUUCUGGAAAGCAGUUGAAGACUUCCGAGUCGAACCUGAUGACACCCAAAUUCGUGCCCGAGCUGGAGCCAUUUAUAAAAGAUUCAUCAUGAAGGGAGCACCACGUUGUAUAAAUUUGCGCUCAAAAAGUCGUGAAAAACUUGGUGAACAGUUGAAAGGCCCAAUUACCCGAAAUUUCUUCGAUGAAAUGCAGAAAGAAAUUGUAGAAGUCAUGCAUAGGGACCCUUAUCAGAGGUUCUUGAGAUCGGAUUAUUAUCGAAACUUAUGUACAUAGAUUCAUAUGAAGAUGGUUGGAGGGGAGGGGGAGCCUUACUAAUGUCACCACAACUGCCAUUGUCAUCACCAGUUAACACUACCAUCACCAGUUACUAUCACUACAACUAUUGCCUCCAACACAAACACUAUAAACCAACAAAAGAUCCUCCAUGUGGUAUAUCAAAAUGCUAGAAAUAGCAGCUUAAUUUCUCUAAAUUCCCCAUAGCCAUAAGAAAGGGACGGCACAUUUGACAAUGUAGCCUUAGGUGCACAAUGCCUGAAAACAAAAUUGAAUGAUUAUGGCUGGAACACCUUUUGAUCAUUAUUCUGCUCAACUGUAACUGACAUAGAGCUAAAAACAACUCUGUUACUAUUACUAUGAUUGCCACUCCCAAUAUGACCUCUACCACUUCUCUACUGUCAACCAGUCAAAAUAUUCUAAAUACAACUACCAAAACUACUCUAAUUCAAUAACAAAUAGUUUCUAUCAACAUCACCGUUACCAUGCCUCAACAUCACCGUUACCAUGCCACUACUAAACUACUCCCGGACCAACCAACCAUUCAUUAUGCUGAACAAUCACCAUCUUCAUCAUCACCACUACCAACCUCGUUGCUAUAUCUAUAUGCUAACACACUGAGUUCGAAUUCCACCGAGGUCGACUUUGCCUCUCAUCCUUUUGGAGUCAAUAAAACAAGUACCACUGGGGCUGAUGUCAUCACCUAGCCCUGUCCCACAAAAUUUCAUGCCUUGUGCCUCUAAUAGAAAGAAAUGUUACUGUCAACACAAACCAAUAAGAGACCCUCUACACAGUCACUCAAUCUGCUAGAAAUAGCAACCAAAUCACCUUUAAAUGACAAGGUUCUAGAUCAGUAGUUCUCAAUCAUUUUUACUUGUGAACCUCAUUGAUUACUAUUUUAUUCUGGUGAACCCCCAUAGCCAUUCUAUUUUUUAAAAACUAGUUUCACAGAGGCUUCUUUCAAAACUCCUAUUUUCUUCAUCACACAUUCGCUUGUGUAGUUUGAACUAUGUAAAAUGUCAGAGAAAGAAACGUAGCUGUUUGUUGCAAUUAAUACAUCUACAGCAAAACUUUUUUUUUUUAAAUAGAUUCUCUAAAUACUAUUGUGGCUCCCAAAUUUACUAUUUUGCUUAUAUAGACCCAAAAAAAUCUUAUACAGAUUUUCAGGGGCCACAUGGUCUCUGGUUGAGAAUCACUGUUCUGGAUAAGAUGAAACAAUGAGAUGUUCACAAAUUGAAUGUGUUUGACCAUAGAUUUAUUUAAUCAAGGAUGACCUGGGAACAAACAACAGCAAUUACAACUACUGCCAAAAAAAUUAUGACUGCAAUUACCACCACGAUUUCAUUUUCUACUUUCACUAUCACUUCACAAAUUGUACCACCAGCAACAACCAGUAUUUCCUUUACAACAAUAUCAACCACUACUAACAGCUGUAUCCAGUACUACAUCCAACAUCCUUACAAUAUGAAGUUCACCACUGUCAUCAUAAUCACUACCUCCUCUACCAUCCAACACUUGAAUAUUUUCAGUUACUUUCUCCAUUUAUUAGGUUAAUCUGGCCAACCUAUUAAUUAUUUAUUAUUACUUUAAGCCAUCCAAUCACUUAAUCAUUUUAAGCUCAUGGAUGAAGGUUUAAAAUAAAAAACAAUUUUCAUUUUAA